Cuculus canorus (common cuckoo) is the source of this 906-nucleotide messenger RNA. RefSeq names its product CDGSH iron sulfur domain 3 (gene CISD3). The transcript is spliced from 2 exons. The record is from RefSeq and is a predicted model, not a curated record. Gene Ontology annotation, molecular function: 2 iron, 2 sulfur cluster binding. Lineage: Eukaryota; Metazoa; Chordata; Aves; Cuculiformes; Cuculidae. The coding region runs from base 28 to 405 and encodes 125 amino acids. Gene Ontology annotation, cellular component: intracellular membrane-bounded organelle.
GCCGCUGCCGCGAAGGUGACCGCAGCGAUGGGGCUGAGAGCGGCUGCGCUCGUGACACUGAUGAGAGCCGCGAGGGGGGGGCUCGGCCGGGGAACGGCGGCGGUUUUACACGUGGCUUCGCUCUCCUCCGCUCCCCCGGAGCCCGUGAUCGCCGCCAAGGAGCCGUUCCCGGUGGAGUUGAAGGCGGGGAAGCUGUACGCGUGGUGCGCCUGCGGGCACAGCAAGAGACAGCCCUUCUGCGACGGUGCCCACAAGAAGGCGGCUCCAGGGAUCUCCCCGCUGCGUUUCACCCCGGAGGAGGACAAGACAGUCUGGCUGUGUGGGUGCAAGCACACCCGCCUCCCCCCGUACUGCGACGGCACCCACAAGGAGGACGCCGUGCAGAGCGCCCAGCUCCCUGCGUAGCCCUGAGACGGCUGCAUCCUGCAGGGAUGGAGAUCACGGAGCCCACGGGAGCCCAGGACCACCGGGAUGAUCAACCCUCUUGAGGUGUGGAAGGGAGUGGGGAGGAGACCAGCCCCCACCCCAAUUAAGCCUUAAUUACUGAGCCCUGUGGGCUGCAGCAAAACAGCCUCACCCCAGCACGGAGCAGCAACUUUGCUCCACUGGGGCUCUGCCAGGGGCAACGAUGGCUCAGCAAUAGCUGGGAGAAGAAAUAAUCCGCUGGAUAAUGGGACUUUAUGUCAGCAGAUGCAAAACUUUAUGUGAUUUUGCAUCUCCAGAGCUCCAGGCGCCCGUCGGGAUGAGGGACGGGGGGGAUCCAGGCAGCUGCAUCUGUACAGGCAGACGAUGGGAACGACAGUCUGCAGCAUUUAUUACAUUUACAAAGCUGUGUAGUUAUACAAAUGUUUAACCAAUAACGAUAUAUGAAUAUCUGAAUAUAUUACAAGACAUUAAAACGUUGUA